CCCACCUCACGUCCCCGGCGCGGCAGCGGCUGGCUCAGCUCUGGUUGUGUUUGAAGCAGAGAGGAGUUUCUGUAACUAUGGCGAGAUCCGGACAGGAGCAGGAAGCCGAAAGCACAGCUGCAUUCAAGGUGCUAAAGCGGGCGAUGGAACUGGACUCGGAGUCCCGGUACCAGCAGGCUCUGGUGUGUUACCAGGAGGGGAUUGACCUGCUCAUGCAGGUCCUGAGAGGCACCAAAGAUGUUACAAAGAAAUGUAAUCUCAGAAAACAAAUUUCUAGCUACAUGGAUAGAGCAGAAAUAGUGAAGAAAUACACGGAUCAAGAAAAAGAAGAUGGAAAAUAUCAUCGGCAGAUUAAAAUAGAAGAGAAUGCAACAGGUUUCAGUUACGAGUCACUUUUUCAAGAAUAUCUUAAUGAAACAGUCACAGAAGUUUGGAUACAAGAUCCUUAUAUUAGACAGAUUCAUCAGCUGUAUAACUUUCUUCGAUUUUGUGAGAUGCUUAUUAAGAGACCAUGCAAAGUAAAAACCAUUCAUCUUCUCACCUCUCUGGAUGAAGGUAGUGGGAAAGAGCAGCAAAGUAGUGGCCUGCAAGAAAUAAAAGAGUCACUCAAGAAUCAUGGAGUGCUGUUGGAAUUAGAAUAUUCUUCUUCAGUACAUGACCGAGAAAUUAGGUUUAACAAUGGAUGGAUGAUUAAGAUUGGAAGGGGACUUGAUUAUUUUAAGAAACCACAGAGUCGUUUUUCCCUUGGAUAUUGUGAUUUUGAUUUAAGACCAUGUCAUGAAACAACGGUGGACAUUUUUCAUAACAAGCACACAAAAAAAAUAUGAUGGGCAGUAACUUAAUUUGCAUUAUAUAUUUAUAUUUUAAGUGAAUAUUGAUUUUGGGUUUUUUUUUUUUUUUUUACUUUGGACAGAUCAUUUCUAUAAUUAUGUAUUCAAUAAUAAAUGUUUACAUUUCUACUAA
Messenger RNA from Acinonyx jubatus (cheetah), 963 nucleotides. RefSeq names its product microtubule interacting and trafficking domain containing 1 (gene MITD1). The record is from RefSeq and is a predicted model, not a curated record. The coding region runs from base 78 to 827 and encodes 249 amino acids. Gene Ontology annotation, cellular component: midbody. The transcript is spliced from 7 exons. Gene Ontology annotation, biological process: midbody abscission. NCBI's taxonomy places the organism in Eukaryota, Metazoa, Chordata, Mammalia, Carnivora, Felidae.